Armigeres subalbatus is the source of this 885-nucleotide messenger RNA. RefSeq lists its product as uncharacterized. Bases 1 to 885 code for a protein of 294 amino acids. Gene Ontology annotation, molecular function: odorant binding. The record is from RefSeq and is a predicted model, not a curated record. The transcript has a single exon. Lineage: Eukaryota; Metazoa; Arthropoda; Insecta; Diptera; Culicidae.
AUGAGGGGCGGUCUGUUAUUGUUGUUGCCCUUGUUGGCAUUGCAGAGUUCGUUCGCUCUGAAGAAUCUGGAAGAACCCAGAUGGAAAUCGUUCUUGGACGCCAAGCUGGAAUGUGCCGACUAUCUGUUCAUUACCGGCGAAACUCUCGACCGGUACGAAAGCAACGGAUAUCCGGACGAGCCAAGUGUUCGCAAGCUGCUCAACUGUAUCGCAGUCAAUCUGAACGCCUGGGAUGAGGAACAUCAACGGGUUAAGGACUUCGUAUUCAAUCAGUACUUCGUUCCAAACACAGUCGACUGUCUGUACAAAUUACAUACGCAGCAAUGCUUAGCCCAAAAUGUAGAUACACUUGAUAAGCGAGAUCGCUUGGGCCGUGCUUAUCAUUCAUUCAAGUGCUACUACAAGCACUACGCUGGAAUUAAAAAUGAAGUGAAGUGGGUGCCCUAUCACUAUAGCGAAGUGGUUCAAACGCUAGAGGAUUGUAUGUACAUCACCAAUCCAUCCAAAUGUGAUCUUCUGCAAUACUGUCAGGGGCAAUUUACAGCAAACCCGAACUACCCAAAUAUGGCGUACUGCUUUUUCGUACGAACUGGAUUCUACAACAGAUCGAUUGGCUUCGACUUGAACAAGCUGUACGUCCAGUUCGGAGACGACGAUUUGAUCGAUGAUGACACCGAAGAGUGCAUCACCGGAAUCGUCGAUCAGUACUGCAAGGAACCGGAACGAUUGGUGCAUCUCGUCCUGGACUGUUUGGUCCAAUAUUUUCCAGCGGCUGUUUCGAUUGCCGAAGCCGCUAACAACAUAUUGGGAAACCCUCCGGAAUGUGGAAUCCCUCCGAGUCCACCACCAAAGACGCAACCAUGCUACAAUGCGCCAUGUCCGUGA